This is a messenger RNA of Thamnophis elegans (Western terrestrial garter snake), 1362 nucleotides long. RefSeq names its product beta-1,4-N-acetyl-galactosaminyltransferase 2 (gene B4GALNT2). Bases 46 to 1362 code for a protein of 438 amino acids. Gene Ontology annotation, biological process: UDP-N-acetylglucosamine metabolic process; UDP-N-acetylgalactosamine metabolic process. The transcript is spliced from 10 exons. The record is from RefSeq and is a predicted model, not a curated record. Lineage: Eukaryota; Metazoa; Chordata; Lepidosauria; Squamata; Natricidae.
CUUCUUCCAGAAGAAGAAUACAAAACCAUAUUUCUAUUUGAUGGAAUGUGGUUAGGUCCAAAGAAUCACUGUGAGUGUUCCCAAACUGAUAAAAUGGAGGUCUUUCAAAUGGAAAACUAUAUAGAUAAAGAUAAAAUUGAAUCGGUAAGGCAAAGACGUGAGAAGGAAUUCAAACAUCAUCAGAGCAGGCAUCCAUCCAAGAAAAAAGAUAUCCUUAUUGCUCCACCAAAUAUUCCAUUGAGUUAUCCCAUUCAAGGGGCUGAGGUGAUGCCCUUGCACACCAUUGUUCUUCCAGGGCUAGGUUUCCAUGGAACAAGUAGAGAAAAUCUAAAGGUAGUUCUACAAGCAUCCUUUGGUAAUCUGAAUACCCUUGCUGAUGUUCCUGAAGAAGUGGUCCAAGGACGUGGGACAAAAUUACUAACCAUUACUACUUCCUAUGUGAAGCUUUUGAAUCACAUCCUCGAACAUGUUACAUAUACUAGUACAAAAUAUCUACUAGAUGCAGUGGAUAUGAUGAAUUUUACAGAAGGAACUUACCUUGUUAAAUUUCCUGUUACCAUUCGACAACUGCACCUUCCUAAGCUAUUUGACCCAGGGCCAGAUAACAGCCUUAGAAACAUGGUAACCAUCACAAUAAAAUCAUUUUUACGCUACCACAAGCUGCGGAUCCUCCUGAAAAGCAUAAAACAAUACUAUCCGGAUAUAACAAUAAUUGUGGCAGAUGACAGUGAACACCCAGAGAAGAUUGAAGAAGCAAAUGUUCAGCAUUUCAUUAUGCCUUUUGGAAAGGGCUGGUUUGCAGGGAGGAACCUUGCAAUCUCACAGGUCACAACCAAAUAUUAUCUUUGGUUAGAUGACGACUACAUCUUCACUGAAAAAACGAAGAUUGAGAAACUUGUGGAUGUAUUGGAGAACAGCAACUUGGAUGUGGUUGGAGGCAGUGUAGAAGGAAAUGAAUAUAAAUUUAAGAUGUUCUAUGAGGAAGGAGAAGAUAGCAGCUGUUUGCACAUCAGAAGUGGCUUCUACCAUCGCUUGGAAGGCUUUCCCAACUGUGUAGUGACUAGUUGUGUUGUCAAUUUCUUCCUGGCUCAUACAGAGGAAAGCAGGCAUGUUGGAUUUGAUCCUAAGCUACAGAAGGUGGCUCAUUUAGAAUAUUUCGUGGAUGGGCUUGGAAUCUUGAGGGUUGGCUCCUGCAAUGAUGUUAUCAUUGGUCACCAGCCACGCCACAGGCCCACCAACACACAAGAAGCCAAUUCUGAAAAGUUGUAUGCUAAAUUUCGGAAUGCCUUUGCUAGUGAAAUUAACUUUAAAAUGCCCUUACAUUACUUUAAAAACAGAAUGAAAUGCUAUACAAAGAAGUGA